AAGAAGCCGGAUUCCAAACGUAUCGAUCCUUCACUCCCUCGUUGCCACUCCAUCCCGUCUCUUACUUUAUUUUCCCUUUCCCUUCUCUUUUCCUUCUUUCUGUUCUCCCUCUAAUCUCCUCCCUUUCUUUCUCCAAUAUCACCCCCUUUACAAUUAACCUCUCCUCUCUCUUGUUAUUGGGUUCUCACACGGAGAGAGAGAUUAGAUAGAUAGAGAGAGAUGGCGGACUGGGCGCCGGUGUUGGUGGGGGUGGUGCUGUUCGUGCUGCUGUCGCCGGGGUUGCUGUUCGAGCUCCCGGGAACACACCGGGCGGUGGACUUGGGGGGAUUCCACACCAACGGGAAGGCCGUCGCCGUCCACACUCUCAUCUUCUUCGCCGUCUUCACCAUCAUCAUCCUCGCCCUCCACCUCCACAUCUACACCGGGUGAUGAUGAUCUACUUAGGCUUAGAUACUUGCUCACUACUUUAAUCUUAGCUUUCCAUGGCCAUGUGAGCACCACCGUUGUUACUGUUGUUGCUGUUGUUGUGAUGAAUGAAGAGAAGAACACUCUAAUUUUAUCCUUGUCCUCUUUCUUUUGAUCCAUUUCUACCACAAGUGCAAGGGAGGUUUUUUGUGUCUGUUUAUGAUGUUCCGCCGGAACGUGGAAACAGAGGCAUGUCCUUUUCUUUGCUGGUUGGAUGGAUCUUUAUUUAUUAUAUAUGCCAUUCAUCCAUCAUUCCAC
Molecule: messenger RNA, 723 nt
Organism: Elaeis guineensis (African oil palm)
Lineage: Eukaryota; Viridiplantae; Streptophyta; Magnoliopsida; Arecales; Arecaceae
Source: RefSeq, a predicted model, not a curated record